Molecule: messenger RNA, 1137 nt
Organism: Aspergillus campestris IBT 28561
Lineage: Eukaryota; Fungi; Ascomycota; Eurotiomycetes; Eurotiales; Aspergillaceae
Product: aryl-alcohol dehydrogenase
Exons: 3
Coding region: 1-1137 (378 amino acids)
Source: RefSeq, a predicted model, not a curated record
AUGCCAAUGCUGGCCCCUCCUCCUAAGAGCCUCCUCGGCCGCCACAGGCUGUUAGCCCCCACGGCCUCAGUCCGCGUGAGUCCCAUCUCGCUCGGCGGCAUGAGCCUGGGCAACGCCUGGGCAGGCAUGAUGGGCGAAUGCAGCAAGGAAACGGCCUUCGAGAUUCUCGACACCUACUACGAACUGGGCGGCAACUUCAUCGACACGGCCAACGCCUACCACGGCGGCCAGAGCGAGCAAUGGAUCGGCGAGUGGAUGGCCAAGUCACCGGGUCGUCGCGCCGAGAUGGUCGUUGCAACCAAGUAUACCCUCUCGCCUAUGACCGGUCAGGGCGUCAUGGAGAGCAACUACGGCGGCAACGGUACCAAGUCCAUGCACAUCUCCGUCCAUAACAGCCUGCGUAACCUGCAGACGGACUAUAUCGACGUGUACUUUGUGCAUGCGUGGGACUUUUCUACGGAUAUUCCUGAGCUCAUGCAGAGUCUCAACAACCUCGUCGUCCAGGGCAAAGUGCUGUACCUCGGUAUCAGCGAUACCCCGGCGUGGGUAGUCACCAAGGCCAAUGCCUAUGCGCGCGCCCACGGACUCCGUCCUUUCUCUGUCUAUCAGGGACGAUACUCGGCGCAGGCCCGCGAUCUGGAGCGGGAUGUGAUUCCCAUGUGUCGCGAUGAGGGCAUGGCUGUCCAUGCUUUUGGGACCUUGGGUAGUGGAUACUUCAAGCCCCCCAGCGAGCCGGCCAAGGAGGGUGGUCGCAACACCCCCCAUAUGACCCUUGGGCGUGAGGAGAAGGUGUCGGCCGUGCUGGACAAGGUUGCCCAGCGUCACAAGGUGCCGCUCACUUCGGUGGCUCUGGCAUAUGUGCUGCAAAGGACCCCCUAUCUCUUCCCCAUUGUUGGUGGCCGCAAGGUCGAGCAUCUCAAAGCCAACGUGGAAGCCCUCAGCCUGGAGCUCACGGCGGAAGAUGUGGCGGAGAUCGAGACCGGGUAUGACUUUGAUCUGGGUUUCCCUCACAACUUCUUGUGUCCGUUUGGAUAUGCGCCGAAGGGACCUCAAGACGUUGCGUUCUUGCGUGGAAUAGGUCAUUUUGACUAUGUUGCUCCUACUCUUGCUAUUCGACCUCACAAGGGUUCAGCAUAA